Molecule: messenger RNA, 3095 nt
Organism: Solea senegalensis (Senegalese sole)
Lineage: Eukaryota; Metazoa; Chordata; Actinopteri; Pleuronectiformes; Soleidae
Gene: prkg3
Product: protein kinase cGMP-dependent 3
Exons: 22
Coding region: 333-2360 (675 amino acids)
Biological process (GO): protein phosphorylation
Molecular function (GO): cGMP-dependent protein kinase activity; ATP binding
Source: RefSeq, a predicted model, not a curated record
AGAGGAGGAAAAAAAAAUGAGAGUGAGAGAGCAAAAACAGUAGAUAGGGCAGACAUGAGUGUGAGCUGAAGAAGGUGUUCAGGAGAGGUAACACUGGAGACAUAGUGGACACUGGCUACAUGUGUGUCUGUCUGUGUGCGCUCAGGUGUGUCCAUUCUGUAGUCAUCAGGGGCAGGAAGGUGGGUCAGGCAGGUCAGAGACUGUCUACUUCUCCAUAACUGAAAGUGGAUCUCACAAGAAGAGAAUUUUUUUUGUGGUCUCCUUUAAUCCAUGCGGCUCUGUAGACUGAGCAGAUACUCUUCAUCUCUCCUGGUCACACACAACCUGCAGCCAUGGAGAAGCAACUAGAGGACCUGAGGCAGCAGCUAGAGAAGCAAUGCAUGAUCAACCAAGAGCUUCAGAGGCAAAAUAAAGACUUAGAACAACGACUCCAUGAGAAAGAAAAACUUUUGCAGGAGCUGCACGGUCAAUAUCAUGACCUAGAGUUCCCCUCUAGUAAUGUAAUUGAACCUGAGGUCAGGAAGAGCCGCGCAGCUGUCAUCGCCCCCGAACCAAUCCACGAGACUCAUGAGAUUACACGCACCAGGGUCAAGAAAACUGCCAGUGAGACUAAUCUGAUUGUCAAAGCCAUACAGAAGAAUGACUUCCUGAGCCGCCUGGACGAUGAGCAAACGGCCAUGAUGGUUGACCUGUUAGUGGUGUAUAACUUCAAACCUGGAGAGGAGGUCAUCAAAGAGGGCUCUGAAGGAGACAGCAUGUACAUAGUAGCAGAUGGGGAGCUCCUCGUCACUCAGGCAGGCCAGGACCUCCGGACUCUAACCACCGGUGACGUGUUUGGAGAGCUGGCCAUUCUGUACAACUGCAAACGAACGGCAACGGUCAAAGCAAAGACCGUGGUGCGUCUGUGGUGUAUGGAGCGACAGACCUACAGGACGAUCAUCACCAACAAAUCCAAGAAGAGACGAGAGCAGCUCAUGGGCUUCCUGAAAACGUCUCAUACUCUGAAGGACCUGAAUGAUGCCCAGUUGUCCAAGAUCAUUGAUUCCAUGGAGGAGGUGAAAUACCAAGACAAAGACGUAAUAGUACGAGAAGGAACAGAAGCAAACACAUUCUACAUCAUCCUGAAAGGAGAGGUCCUGGUGACUAAGAAAGUACACGGGCACCAAAAGCAGAUUCGCAGGAUGGGGAAAGGGGAGCAUUUCGGGGAACAGGCCCUCAUACGUGAAGUUUUGAGAACGGCCACCUGCACUGCUGACGGCCCCGUUACUUGCUUCUCCAUUGACAAGGAGGUUUUUGAAGAGACAAUCCCCAUCGAACACCUGGAGCUGUUUGACGACACCAAAGUGCUGCAAGAGGUUCCUCAAAAGUCAAGUCCGCCAUCCACUCUGAAGUUUAAGGAUCUGGUUCCCAUGCUGUACCAGGAAGGUCGCUACCAAGGAGAUCCCGUCACACUUGGAGUCGGAGGGUUUGGUCGUGUUGCGCUGAUGACCACAGUGAACCAUGGGAAAUAUUAUGCAGUGAAGCGAGUCAGCAAAAAGCACAUUGUUGCCAAGAGACAAGAGGAGCACAUGCUGUUUGAGAAGAAGAUCCUCAAAGCCCUCCAGUGUGACUUCAUUGUCAGGCUUCAUGCAGCGUUCAAAGACACACGAUACAUCUACAUGGUCAUGGAGUUCUGUGGUGGAGGAGAGAUCUGGACCAAACUCAAAGAAGUAGGGCGCUUCGACGAGCCCAUCGCUGUGUUCUGCACCGCCUGUGUGGUGGAGGCCUACGCUUACCUCCAUAAGAAGAACAUCAUGUACAGAGACCUGAAGCCUGAGAACUUGAUGCUGGACGUGAAGGGCUACGUCAAACUAGUGGACUUUGGAUUUGCUAAGGAGAUGGUGCGUGGUGACAAAACCUAUUCAUUUGUCGGUACGCCCGAGUACAUGGCCCCGGAGAUCAUCAAGAACCAGGGACAUGACUUUGCAGUUGACUUUUGGUCCCUUGGAAUCCUGAUUUUCGAGCUACUGGUGGGAAGUCCUCCCUUUUCAAGCUCAGAGCCUCAGAAGAUUUACGCCAAAAUACUGGAUGGAGACAUCAAGUAUCCACCUUACCUGAGUGAAGCAGCCAAGUCCAUUAUUAAUAAGCUGAGCAGACCUCGGCCAGGUCAGAGGUUAGGAAACACCAAAAAUGGAAUCAAAGACAUCCGGCAUCACAGGUGGUUUGGCAAUAUGAACUGGCACAAACUGCGAGUGGGUCAAGUCGACGCCCCCACAGUCCGACUUAUACGCAAGGGCCCCUGCUACAUCAACUUUGAUCGUUUCCCUCCGGACCUGACCAAGGCAGACGAGGAGUUCUCUGGCUGGGAUCGUGAAUUCUGAACGUGACGUCAGAGUUUAAAAGGAUCAAAGGGAAGAAGAAGAAGAAGCUCAAUACUGAAAAAGAAAUAGCAUAACAUUAUUGGAGAGAAGAAGUAAUGGCUGAUUAAAUCCAGACGUCAGUAAUGCAACAUUAUGAACAGCAUCUGCUGUGAGACACCAACUGAAAAAAACCACAACCCAUGUCCAAUACUAAUUAGAUUUUUUUGGAACUGGAGAAUGUGUUUUUUUUAAGCUCCAUUAUUUCACUGCAGUCAGGCAAAGGACCAAAAAAUGUGUUGUUCUGUGGAAGAAAAUGUGGACAUUCUGUUUCCAGACUUCCAGAGAGAUUUGCUGCCGGAUGAACAAGUGUCGCUAACGUCAUCCAACACAACACUCGCCACUGAUUACAAUAAAACAUUCAUCCAAGUGUUCAGCAAAGAAUAAAAAGGCUGUGGUCCAACAUGUGCCAUUGCAGAAGAUUUAGCUUAAAAUUUUAAGCCAUAUCUAGUGUUCCUUAAAGUUUAUUGUCCUAUUGGACGUUCGUUUUAGAGAUAAAAAAUGCUUUAGUGUUGUUCAAGUUGUAUAUUAUUGUAAACUGUAAUUUUCUUAUUUGAGUUUUUCCUCCCCCUGUGUUCUUGUAAGAACGCUGCCUCCUUUUGUGAGCAGAUUAUAUUCAAACUAAUUUAAAAAAAAUUGUCCAGAACGUCAUGACAAACACGACUCUUGUUUAGUAAAUAAAAUGCUCUCGUGGCGCAA